Lepisosteus oculatus (spotted gar) is the source of this 798-nucleotide messenger RNA. The record is from RefSeq and is a predicted model, not a curated record. NCBI's taxonomy places the organism in Eukaryota, Metazoa, Chordata, Actinopteri, Semionotiformes, Lepisosteidae.
AUGUCAAGACUGAGCAGCAGCUUGCCCAUCAGUUGCAUCAGGAGAGUCCGACUGGUCAAUGGAACCAAUAGCUGCUCUGGGAGAGUGGAGGUGUACCACCACGGUCAGUGGGGGACAGUGUGUGAUGAUGACUGGGACCAGUCUGAUGCUCAGGUUGUCUGCAGAGAGGUGGGCUGUGGGGAGGCUGGAGCUUCUGUAGCUCUAGGAAGUGCCAGGUUUGGAGCAGGAAGAGGCCCCAUUCUUCUGGAUAAUGUCCACUGUAGAGGGAAUGAGCCCACACUGCUGAGCUGUACAUCAAAGGGUCUGGGAAAUCACAACUGUGGUCAUUCUGAAGACGCAGGAGUAGACUGCACAGGAAGAAGAGUCCGAUUGGUCAAUGGACACAACAACUGCUCUGGGAGAGUGGAGGUCUACCACCGCGGUCAGUGGGGGACAGUGUGUGAUGAUGACUGGGACCAGUCUGAUGCUCAGGUUGUCUGCAGAGAGGUGGGCUGUGGGGAGGCUGGAACUCCUGUAGCUCUAGGAAGUGCCAGGUUUGGAGCAGGAAAUGGCCCCAUUCUUCUGGAUGAUGUCCGCUGUAGAGGGAAUGAGUCCACACUGCUGAGCUGUACAUCAAAGGGUCUGGGAAAAAACAACUGUGCUCAUUCUGAAGACGCAGGAGUUGACUGUACAGGAAUGACAGAUGUCUGGCAGACUGCAGGCAACAGGAGAGUCCGACUGGUCGACGGACCCAAUAACUGCUCUGGGAGAGUGGAGGUGUACCACCGCGGUCAGUGGGGGACAGUGUGUGAUGAUGAC